UGCACAUCUGCGUGUGUGUUUGUGUUGAUAUAAAGAUGUCAGUGUAGACGUCUGUAUAGCGCAACAAGUACUAAUAUUUUAGUUGAAUGUAUAACAUUGAAAUAUUAUGUACACUCUCCUCCAUGGCUUAUAUAAAUAUAUUGCACAAAAGGAUGAAUACUGUGUUUUAAUAUUAGGUUUGGACAAUGCUGGUAAAACAACGUAUCUGGAAGCAGCCAAGACAAAGUUUACGAAAAACUACAAGGGAAUGAAGCCAAGCAAAAUUACGACCACAGUGGGAUUGAAUAUUGGCAAGAUUGAUAUUGCUGGAAUCCGUCUCAACUUUUGGGACUUGGGUGGGCAAGAAGAAUUGCAAUCUCUAUGGGACAAAUAUUAUGCUGAGUCUCAUGCUUUGAUCUAUAUUGUGGAUUCAUCAGACAGAGACCGUAUACCAGACUCAAAGGAAGCUUUUGAUAAAAUGAUUUCCAGUAACUGCUUGAAUGGAGUUCCUCUUCUUGUAUUAGCAAACAAGCAGGAUAUUCCAGACUGCAUGGGAGUGCGUGAAGUGAAGCCCAUCUUUAAUCAGAGUGCUCAUUUGAUUGGUCGAAGAGACUGUAUGGUGAUGCCUGUAUCAGCUCUGACUGGGGAUGGUAUUGAUGAAGGGAUACGAUGGCUUGUGGAUUGUAUUAAACGUAACAGGGAAAUCAGGCCACCGAGGAAUCAGGAUGACACUUGAGUCUAAAAUAAUUAUAACUUCUUGUUACAAGGAACAAAUUGCUAUUUGAUGAGCCAUAUGAACUUGGAUGAGUGUGAUUAUAAUGCCUAAGGUUUAUAUAAUCUUUGUUUCUUGGGAAUACCAAAGCAUGUUAAAAUAUUACAAAUAUUCAGAAUUGCUUGUUGUUUAUUUGUUUUUAAGUCCCUUUUGCUACUGUCACAAAUUGUGGCAUUUUAGUACACCAUGUCUCUUUCAGUAUUGUUGUCAGUUAUACUUGUUAGCUGUAUUGUUGCUUGUAGCAUUUGGGAUCACAUGUUUAGAUUCUUAGUAAGUCUCACCAUUCAGUACAUAAGAAUUUAGCUCUCUUACAAGGUAACAAAGUGAAAGUUAAAAUGGAAAUAAUUUAACUACCACAUAAAGAUUAUACAGUUUACAGAUA
Molecule: messenger RNA, 1133 nt
Organism: Zootermopsis nevadensis
Lineage: Eukaryota; Metazoa; Arthropoda; Insecta; Blattodea; Termopsidae
Gene: Arfrp1
Product: ADP-ribosylation factor related protein 1
Biological process (GO): intracellular protein transport; protein localization to Golgi apparatus; Golgi to plasma membrane protein transport
Cellular component (GO): Golgi apparatus
Molecular function (GO): GTP binding; GTPase activity
Source: RefSeq, a predicted model, not a curated record